Molecule: messenger RNA, 3629 nt
Organism: Culex pipiens pallens (northern house mosquito)
Lineage: Eukaryota; Metazoa; Arthropoda; Insecta; Diptera; Culicidae
Gene: PAN3
Product: PAN2-PAN3 deadenylation complex subunit PAN3
Exons: 17
Coding region: 813-3044 (743 amino acids)
Biological process (GO): nuclear-transcribed mRNA poly(A) tail shortening; mRNA processing
Cellular component (GO): P-body; PAN complex
Molecular function (GO): poly(A) binding
Source: RefSeq, a predicted model, not a curated record
CGUUCCCGCUGACGGUCUGACAAGAUGGCUUGAUGUCGUCGUCGUCGAUGUCGUCGUAGUCGUGUUGAAGGUGUUGAGAGGGUAGUUUGGGUGUAGAGAGAUCGCUUCGUCGCUCGGGGAAAGAAUAGAAGAGAAGCCAAAAAACGCGAAAGAACGUAAACAGGCGGUGCGACUCGCGGACCUGUACGCAGAGUCGACGAGAAGAGAAAAGUGUGUGCAACGAGGAAGAGGAAAAGGAGAAGAAGCAUACAAACGUAAAGGAAUACACAGAAGGAUAGGAAGGCAAAACAAGAGCAACGAUCAGAUGAUUCCUUUCGUUUUAUGCAAAGUGCUUCAAGCUGCAACACAAUUCACUUCAAAGUAGUGGUGAUGAUGAUGAUGAUGAGAUGAUAAUGAUGGUGCAAUGUUCAUUAUGAAGAAGUUUGCGGAAAAGGUGCAAUGAGUGUGUAAAGGGAAAGCACGACACGACACGCAAAGGGAAUACAGCAACAAAACGAAGAAUCUUAAAAGUGUUGAAGCGUCCAGAGAGAUCGUUGAUCGUGUGUCCAAAGAGAGCGCAAGAGCGAACCUUACCGAAGUCGUGUGACCAGCGACGACCACGGGGUCCUCCUGUUUGGUGGCCAAGCUGGCGAAGACCGGAGCAAGCAGCCGGAGCAGGUCUAACCGUAGACCGGCAGCAAAACGACAACGAUCGCGCAACAACAACAACAACAACAGCAACACUGGUGAUCUCCCGUAACGUGCGUGAGUGUGCGCGAUUUUGUGUACACGCUCACACACAGCAGGAGGAAAGAAAUUCAGGCCACCGGGCUAUGGAUCCAAUAUUCUUCUCUCCGCCUAAUGGAGUCCCGUCGGAAAGCAAACUGGCAACCUAUAUGAGUCGACAGAACGUUUCGACACCAACGUAUGGGUUGUCCUCGGGCCUCAGCAAACUCAACCUAGACUCUCCGAUAUCGAUUAAGAAAUCACAGGUGACCCCACAGUCGCCAGAAUUCAUUCCAACCAACCGUCUGAACACAUCAUCAUCACCCAACUUUUACUCGUCGUACUCGAUACUCGGCAGCAACGGCACCACCGGCGGACCAGUGGCAGGUGGUGUCGGCGCCAGCAGUGUGAUAGCGGCGGCAGCGGCCAGUAAUGGUGCCACGGUGGUCGUUGCCGGAACCGGUUCCGGUGCCGCCGCCCUGCUCGGUCAGUCCCCGUCGGCGCAGCAACUUUCAUCGGUGGCGACGGCGAUCGUGCCCACGGGCGUAGGGGGAGGUGGGGGCGGAGGAGGAGGAGGAGGCGGAGGCGGAGGUGGAAUCGGUGGGGGCAGUUCCGGUGGGGCCAAAUCCCAGGCCAGCAGCUACGGGAGCAGUAUCCUGGGCAGUUCGCUCAGCAACAGCUCAACCUACGCCGUGACGCCCAUCAAGGGUCGGAGUUUACUACGUAACGAAUCACCCCAGAGUACGAACACAUCUCCUCGAAUCACGCCUCAACCAUCACCACCACCAAUUACUACCAACAUUCAUCAGGAGAAUGUCGGCGGCACGACGUAUUUCUAUCCGACCGCAGCAAACCAUCAAUUAACACCGAGUAGUACAGUUAACACGACUGAUAAUACAUUUGUCCAUGUAGCAAGCUCACAAAUUAAUCUAAGUUAUUCUCAUCCAGGACAUGUCUACCCGGGACCUGCGUCGCACGUUAUCAACAUGCAACCGAAGGCACAAGUAUCGAUGGCGUACUUCGUACAGGACGAACUGAGAAACGAUAUUUUAUCUAGGAACGAAAUAGUCAAUAGUAUUGAAACCGAGUGUCAAGAUUUACCUCUAGAAGUGGAAAACUAUCAUUCGUUAUGUCUGUUAGAAUCUUUGCCAGUCCAUCCCAAGCUACCACUACCGUCGUCCACUUACAAAGCAACACACAAUCUAACUGGCGUGAAGUACUGCCUUAGACGUCUUCAUGGUUUCCGUCUCCAGUCGACCAAAUGCAUGCAGGUCGUCGACAUGUGGAAAAAGUUGCAACACACCAACGUAGUACAACUGCGAGAAGUUUUCACCACGAAAACCUUCGGUGAUAAUUCCCUGGUGAUAGUGUACGACUACCACCCCGGUUCCCAGACGAUACUCUCCAAGUUCUUCAUCCCCGCGGCAGAAUCCACGAACGGCUAUUCCGAUCCAUUCGCCGGAGAAGCGAGACCCUUCAGUCACAAAAGUUCCCUGCACCGAACUGCCGCCAGUGCUCUGCUGCCGGAGAACGAAAUCUGGUCAAUUAUCAUCCAGCUGACGGCCGGCCUGCGGUCGAUCCACCAGGCCGGUCUGGCCUGUCGGACACUGGACCCGACGAAGAUCAUCAUAACUGGCAAGCGGAUACGGUUCAGCUGUACGGCCAUUUCCGACAUUGCCACGUUUGACCCGAACCAACCGAACCCACUUUCCGUGGUGAACCACCACCAGCAGGACGAUCUGACGGCACUGGGCAAGCUGAUCCUGGCGUUGGCCUGCCGAAGUCUCCAGUCCGUGCAACGAGAUCAGAUCCAGAACAGUAUUGAGCUGAUAUCGCGCCACUAUUCGUCGGACUUGCGGAACAUUAUCCUGUACCUGCUGUCCAACAGCAACCGCCGCUCGGUGACGGAGAUUAUGCCGAUGAUCGGGGCCCGCUUCUACGUGCAGCUCGACGCCCUGCAAGCCCAAUGUGAUAUCCAGGAGGACGAGCUGGCGAAGGAGAUGGAGUGCGGCCGGCUGUACCGGCUGCUGGUGAAGCUCGGCACCGUCAACGAGCGACCGGAGCUCAACCUCGACGUCACGUGGUCGGAAACGGGCGACCGCUACAUGCUGAAGCUGUUCCGCGACUACCUCUUCCACACCGUCACCGAGGACGGGCGCCCCUGGCUGAACCAGUCCCACAUCGUGCAGUGUCUGAACAAGCUGGACGCGGGCACGCUGGAAAAGGUCCAGCUGAUGUCACGUGACGAACAAUCAGUAUUAGUCGUAACUUAUGCUGAACUAAAGCACUGUUUAGAGCAAGCAUUUUCCGAACUGGUUGCGGCCGCGACCAGCGUGUAAUCGUGAGAGAAAGAGGUCCACUUCGUGAGGCUCGAAGCACAGUGACUAACAACAGUUCCACGAUACAUUACCAACGGCAUCAGCGCAGCAGAAACACACACAAACACACGUACACACACACACACAGAUACACCCAAAACAUGCGAAACGACAGGUCAAACAGUGGAGAGAGAAAGUGAAAGAAUGCAGUGAUCCUAUUUGAUCUUAUUUUUUAUACACAUACACCUACAAAGAAGCAAAGAGGAUGAAGGAGAAAGAAGCAGAGAAACACAAAGUGGGAGAGAAAAAAUCACGUUGCAUAGCGAAACAAAGUGAGGGAGGAAAAAUGGGGGAAGGAAAAGUGCAUCAUUGUGAAAAGUCGAUAUUUACACGUAAUAUAUUAUAUAAAAAGAGAGAAAACAAAAACAAAAAAACUUUUCGAAAAAGUGCAAGUGUGGAGGAAGACGAUGAAAACAAAACAGAAACAUCAGCAAAGAUGAGCGGCUAUGGAACUCUACGAACGAAAUGUGAAUUGUACAGGUGCGUAAAAGUGAGAACAAAUUGUGAAUGGAUCUAUCUCUGUGUUUUUUUUCUGUUCUGUUAAUU